AUCAAUGUGUGCUGGUGCAAGACGUCGUAGAUGGACAGGUACAUUUGCCAUGUACACAGUAUUCCAUGCACAAAAAGUUGGGUGGUGGUGGUGGUGGAGUGGUGGAGGAGGAGGACCGCCCGCCCACUAACACCACCACCACCACCACCCAUGACACCUCCUCCUCUUUUGGCGAGACGGCCACCGCGCGCUCGACGCCGCCUCCGCCUCCGCCGCCGCUCCUGGGCCGCCCGUCAGCUUCCCUCGCAUCUGCGUCCUAUUCAUCCACUGUCUCCCUUGUUCACAUCGUCACUACCAUCGCGGCGAUUCCGAUAAUGCGCAAUCACCGAAUUCAUUCAUAUCGUCGAUAUCAUCAAUAUGGAAAGCGCUAAUGAUUCGCUGAAGCGCAAGCGGAGUCCCUCCGACGCAGGCGGUGCCCUUGCUUCCGCUUCGCCAGCCAAAAUUUCAAAACCAAAUCACCAACUCAGUAUCAAUUAUCUGGCGCGUCAUUCUCAAGAUGACCUGCCGCUCGUCACUAAAGAUGACACUCUUCCGAAUCUGCUGCAUCUGCUGUCCAGCUACAACAACGUUCUCGAUCGCCAUGAGUCGCUAGCCUCCAAUUUGGGCGCCCGUCCGCUGGGACCGAUCUUAAUCAAACGCUUCGAGCGAUGCUUUGAUGCACCGCCGAAAAUCAUCAGCUCGCAUGUCAAGCCAGGUGCUGGCGCCGGAGCCGCUUCCGAGGAUGCUUCUCACCAGAUCACCUGGCUAGAAGUGAUCGAGUUUGCGCGCGCGCACCCGAGCCAAUUUACUCUCACCACAUUCUCCGAAGGCUCACGAGUCUGUCAAUUCUAUUAUCCACAGAAACAGACACGGGUGCAGGUCAGCGAGGAGGACUUUCUCUUCAUCAACAGUGGGCGGUGUCAAGAGCUGAUACCACCCUUGCCGAUUUGGGAAGACGAAGAGAAGGAGUUUAAUACAUGCGAUCUACUAGAAGUCAAGCUUAAGGAGCUCACAAACGCUGCGGAUCUGGUUGCUGCGCGCACGCGGCAGUUGACACAUCGGUUGAAGGGACGUAGGGCCGCCAUCGCGGAAAGGAGGGCGGAGGGCGGAAGUGGUACUCCAGCCAAGGCAGGUGCACCUCAGGCGACCACAACGUUUCCGCACCCAGCUGCUGUAGGCCAUCAUGCGCAGCCGGGUGGAAAUACUCGGCCAUAUGCGGCAGCAGUUGAGUCUGGUGAAGGGUCAUCGGCCACGGUUCGGGAUGAACUUUUGCGCCACUUCGAAAGUCUCCCGCACAACUAUCACAAUCCCGUGCCUCAUAGCGUGGCACAUUCACGGCAACCGUCAAUGGCCGGCCAUCUAGAUCAUGGCAAUCACGCGCCGAGGGCUAUGGAGGGCAUGCAUUCGGCGCAUCACGAAGGCAUAUCGAAUGCUUCUUCUCUUUCUCCCGCGCCGCCGAACGUUUCACACGCGGACGGACAUUCGCGAGCACGCCAGGGACAUACCAGUCCCUCACGUAGUCAUCAAGCGACCGCUUCACAAUCACAUCGACAUUCGCCGACCGCAGACAAGGACGCAACGAAUAACGCAUCCGGUCAAUCUAGACAUAACUUCAGUCGGCCUCUUCCAGCAGCGUUGGAGAGCAGUCAGCCAUAUAGACCCAUCUGCCAGGCCAGCAUGGAUAGCUUACCACGCGGUCAUCGAGUCAUACCACCCUGUGAUCGGUGUCGACGGUUGAGAAUGGAUUGUCUUAAGAACCUCACUUCGUGCGCAGGGUGCACGCGAAAGCAUGCGCGGUGUCAUUGGCGCGAAGUAUCGCGAGAGGAACUCAGCGCGUUAGAUCAUCUUAUGAAUGGCGAUUUGAAGGAGUUACCGAAUCAUGCCGAUUCGGCCAUGCCGAACGGCCACGCGAACGGUGAUGCUCACAGUGAUGGGCAUCAUGAGGAGAGCGAGGAUGACGAGAGCAAUCCGCUUGAAGAUCUCGAAGCUCUGGGUCAGAUAGAGGAGCAAGACGCCGAGCGGGGCGAAGGCUCAGGAAAGAAGGACGGCAGCCAGAGUCAUCCGAGUGCUGCUGCACAUUCGCCAUCGAUCGCCGAGCAAGUCGAUAAAAGCGCAGCAGAUCAUCGGCCGCCCACUGAUGGUGGCAAGCAUUCGCCGAGCAAUUCUCGAGCGCAAAACAACGACUCAACGACCAAACCGGCGGACAACAACUUGUCACAUCCGAGCAGUCACCAUCAUCACAACAGCGACAACCAUCACAACAAUAAUGACAGCAAAAGCAUAAACAGCACGGCUCCCGCGUCCGCCGCAGCAUCCUCGGUAAAAAGACCUACCUAUGACCCCGUCCAUGAUAAUUCACCCUAUACGCGACCUGGCCAGGGCGGCAGCAAUGCUAGUGCCUCGCCUCCGCCGCAUUCACAGCCACCUCAAGCAGCCUCUGCCGCGGCGAGCAGCGGUGACGUGUCGAGCUCGCAGGGUGGUCGCAGUGGGUUCAACGCCGUCAACGGGAGUGUCCCGGCCGCAGGUGCUGCAUCAUGGCGAGCAGUCUGAAGCAGCGACCAGAGCCCGCGACCCACCUGGGCGCUUAAAAUUCACGGAAAAUGCACUUAUUCUUGUUGGUCUUUCUCUGUCAGUCUCGCCGGCCUGUGAGCAGGGGUCACAGGCUGAUCUGUAGAGCUGAAGAGGAAAGAUUUGCUUCUUUUGCCUACUCUUUUUUUUCGGAGCAUACGCCGGUGCGGCGUGGGCAGAUUGUUGUCCGUGUGAAGGGGUGUCUUUUGUGACCAGACGAAUUUCAUGAUGACAUGGGCACUUAGUGGCGGGAGAGGGGUAUUGAAUGACAAGGGAAAGAGAGCACAACGUUGCGAUUCAACGUGUGUGAUCACACUAUCGAUGUAUGCUGUACUUUUGUACUUUUAGCACGUCUUUCGUAGACCACCUCGAAACGAGCGCGCUCUGCUCGAGUGGGCCCUUGCAUGAGGCUUAUUGGAUUUUGCUCUGUUGAACUCCUCUGCCGUUUGCCGACAUGAAUCUCAUCACCAC
Molecule: messenger RNA, 3018 nt
Organism: Dissoconium aciculare CBS 342.82
Lineage: Eukaryota; Fungi; Ascomycota; Dothideomycetes; Mycosphaerellales; Dissoconiaceae
Exons: 1
Coding region: 358-2529 (723 amino acids)
Biological process (GO): regulation of DNA-templated transcription
Molecular function (GO): zinc ion binding; DNA-binding transcription factor activity, RNA polymerase II-specific
Source: RefSeq, a predicted model, not a curated record